This is a messenger RNA of Funneliformis geosporum, 1653 nucleotides long. Lineage: Eukaryota; Fungi; Glomeromycota; Glomeromycetes; Glomerales; Glomeraceae. The record is from the annotation of a GenBank genome assembly.
AUGUCCCAAAUUUGCUUGCGAACUGGAUGUAGCAAGCCAGUGUACAUUGAAACAAAUGGACUUGCACAUCCCUACUGUGGAAAAACAUGCGCCUCUUUCGAAAUUAACAAAUCGGGGUGUAUCAAACGUUGUAAGAAUCCAAGUUGUUCACGACAAAAUUAUGUUGAUCUAGCCGGAUUUCAAUAUGAUUAUUGUGGGAAAACUUGUGCGAGACAAUUUCUUAAUUCCGAGGCACCUUAUUGUAUUCGAUCAAAUUGUCCAAGACGCGCUUAUACAGAUCCUCAAGACAAAAAGAAAUUUCAUUCUUAUUGUUCUCCAUCCUGUUACUGGUUAGAAUGUUCAACAUUAACCAAAACUAAAUUGAGCUUAUUAAAAGCAAAUGACUUGGAUUUCAUCGCCGCUCAUCAAAGAUUUAUUUCAAUGUUACCUCAAGUUAAUAUUAAAGCGAUUUUUAGGCUUCAAAUGCCCAAGCCUUUGGUUGAUGCUCAUCAAAAUCUAAAGAACCAACUUGCCAAGCAACAUAAUUUACCUUUAAACCUAGUCACUCAUAAAAUGUUUCAUGGUACUAAGGCUAAUUGUGAUCCUUUACAAUAUCUCAGUCGCCUUUCACCAUUAUGUUCGAAUGGUUGUGGAUUGUGUGGAAUCGUUACUCAAGGAAAUAAUACUGCUUAUUCAAGAAAUAGUGGUCAAAUGUGGUUCGCAAACCAUGCUUCAACUUCUGCAGGAUAUUGCAGCGGUGGAUCCGUAAAUGUUAUUUUUAUGGUUGAUGUUUUGGCACCAUCUGCAAAUUCUAUAUUGAUUGUAGGUCAAAAUGCGAAAACAAAAAUGCCGACAAUUUCACAAAAUUGUGCACGUAUUGGAUGUAAUAAAUCAAUAUACAUCGAAGCAGGUGGUUACAAACAUCCUUACUGUGGAAGAACAUGUGCCACUAACACUCUCCCCAAAUCGAGGGCAUGCUCUAAUCCAAACUGUACAAGACAAAAGUAUAUAGGUCCGAAUAAUGUUCAAUAUGACUUUUGUGGAAGAAGUUGCGCAAGACAGCAUCUUAACUCAAAUGUACCUUCUGCACCUACUUGUUCUCGAACAAGCUGUCCUAAACGCGUCUAUACGGAUCCUCAAAAUAAGACCAAAUUUCAUGCUUUUUGCUCUCAAAGCUGUUAUUGGUUAGAAUGUUCAACAUUAACCAAUACUAAGUUAAGCUUAUUAAACGUAAAUGAUUUAGAUUACAAUUGGGCUCAUCAACGAUUUAAUUCCAUGUUACCUACAGCAAAUAUUAAAGGAAUCUUUCGUCUUCAAAUGCCCAAGAGAUUGGUUGAUGCUCAUCAAAAUCUUAAGAAACAAAUUGCUACGCAAAAAAAUGUGCCGUUGAAUAUGGUUACUCAUAAAAUGUUUCAUGGCACUAAAACUUCUUGUGAUCCUCUUCAAUAUAUUAACCGUUCUAAACCAAUUUGUUCAAGUGGUUGUGGAUUAUGUGGAAUUAUUUCUAACGGUAAUGAUUCUGCCUUCUCAAAUUAUAACGGACAAAUGUGGUUCGCCAAUAAUGCUUCAAUUUCUUUGGGAUAUUGCACCAAUGGAGCGACUACCAAGGCUAUUUUUAUGGUAGAUGUAGUGUCAGCAGCUCCCAAUUCUAUAUUGAUUGUUAGUCAAAAUGCG